CUAAACCCUCUAGGAUAUCGCUCGACGUGUUAGUGAGAAAGAGAGAGGGAAAGAAAAAAUAAAGACCAGGAAGAGAGAAGGGGGGAAAAAAAACGGAAACAAGGAAACAAAACAGAGCCAUGGAGGACGCCCACAGGAAAAUCGAGCUGCAAUCCCGCGACGACCUCGCGUACCUUCUCACCAACGUCCGGCGCGCCGCGCAGGAACAGCUCGACAAUGCGUUUCCGCACAUCGAGGGCAGCAAUGCGCAAGAGGACGAGCUGCGGGCGCCUAUUGAGCGUCUAGUCAACGAGUACAUCGACAAAACAUUCACCUACGCAGCCCCAAACCUCUCCAUAAACGGCAUGGACACCGACCCCGCAACAUUCCUCUCAAACACAGGCCCCUCCGACGAACCAGAAGAAGCCUACGAACCCUGGGACGCCCGCCUCCGCCAGCGCGUCGAAGACCUCGCGCGCGAAGAAGAAGACCUCCUCAACGAGAUCGCCGCCCUCAAAAAAUCCGUCCCCGGCGCCAUCGCGACCGCGACGACAAACGAGUUCAAAGCCGCCGCCGCCGCGGACGAGGCCGCUUUCGAGGCUGCUAAAAAGUUGAAAGAGGACGAGGCGAGGGAGAUGGAGGCCGAGGUGCUCCCGCUUGAGGCGAUGGAGAGGAGGGGCGAGGUGAAAGAGGCUUUUGGCGGCGCGGUGGGCGGGUUGGGGAGGUUGAAGAAGACGAUGCCUGCUACUGUUGCCAAGAUGGAGAGGGCGAGGGUUGCGGGGGAGUAUACUGUGACAGAACGGUCAUGAGGGCAUUUUGCGGUGUGAGACUUUAACCUCAUGGGAGUUUUAAGGCGUUGGGAGCUUAUACCACAACAAAGGGCAUUCUGCGAGGCAGCUGAUUACCCAUGGGCAGUGUUUAGUACUUUGUGCUGGAUUGCAGUCUAAUAAAGUCUGGAAAGCAAAAGGCUGAUGGUCUCCUUUUUUUUGCGAGCAUGCCAUCCAAGGGGGUCCAUUGAUCAAAAUGAAAGUAUGUAUAAU
Messenger RNA from Colletotrichum acutatum, 1019 nucleotides. RefSeq lists its product as uncharacterized. The coding region runs from base 120 to 788 and encodes 222 amino acids. Gene Ontology annotation, cellular component: MIS12/MIND type complex; kinetochore. Gene Ontology annotation, biological process: mitotic sister chromatid segregation. Lineage: Eukaryota; Fungi; Ascomycota; Sordariomycetes; Glomerellales; Glomerellaceae. The record is from RefSeq and is a predicted model, not a curated record. The transcript has 2 exons.